UGCUUCUUCUCUGCCUCUGUCACUCUCCAGGUUCAGCUAUUGUAUGAGCUCCUCUUCAGCUGGAGCUCUACAUGGGCUCGCCUCCAGAAGCAUGGCAUCCUUCGGCAGGCAUCCAGCGUCCUGGACCCCCCCACUGCUGCGCUGGCCUCCCCCGUGCGCAGCAGUGCCGGCACCGCCCUGCCAGACGCCAGCACCUGCAGCCCGUCGGCAGACUUUGGCUCUCCCACUGAGGGUGACUCGGUGCCAGCCGGAGACGAUGGUCCGUUUGCGGACACCGUGACUCUGGAGCAGAAAACCAGCAGCAUCGGGGGCACCAGUGGGAAGGUCAGCCUGUGGAUGCAGUGGAUGCUGCCCAAGGUCACAGCUAAACUGUUCGCUCCCGACCCCACUGACAAACAGAAAGAAAUAUGUGUCCUCAGUGAACUUGAAGACCUGAGUGCCUCAGUCGAUGUCCAAGAUGUUUAUACGAAGAUCAAAUGUAAAGUUGGCAGCUUCAACAUCGACCAGCACAGAUGCAGGUAGAGUACAGUGUGCAGUGCACACACACUGGAGGUGAAUACAGGAUUCU
This is a messenger RNA of Notothenia coriiceps (black rockcod), 568 nucleotides long. Its product is annotated as vacuolar protein sorting-associated protein 13B-like. NCBI's taxonomy places the organism in Eukaryota, Metazoa, Chordata, Actinopteri, Perciformes, Nototheniidae. The record is from RefSeq and is a predicted model, not a curated record. The transcript is spliced from 3 exons. The annotation marks the transcript as partial.